CGUUACUCGUAUGAGGGGCGGGGCUUCUGGUUAAGAGCGCAGCGCGCGGCGCCAGCAUUUCAGUUCUAGCGGCUUGAGGAGUUGCGCGAGGAAGUUUUAACUUCUUUGUUUUUAAUCUUUAACAAACAAGCAUCAUGAUCAUCGUCAUUGAGAACCAGGAAGGCUUUAAUAAAGCUCUGGCUGAUGCAGGAGGCAAACUUGUUGUGGUGGACUUCACAGCCACAUGGUGCGGGCCUUGCCAGGGCAUCGCUCCCUUCUACAAACAACUAUCUGAAUCGGCAGAUAAUGCCAACGUGGUCUUCCUCAAGGUAGAUGUGGAUGAUGCACAGGAUGUGGCACAGUCCUGUGAGAUCAGAUGCAUGCCGACAUUCUACUUUUACAAGCAUGGAAAGAAGAUCGAGGAGUUCUCUGGGGCCAACCAGACGAAACUGGAGGAGCUGGUGAAAUCCCUCAAGUGAAGCCUGAAUAUCACUAUAAAUAAACUUGACUGAAAUACUCAACAGCCGAUCCCAUAGACUUUUCUAUCAAGCACUCAUUGCAUUGCGUAAUGAACUUUUCAUUCCCUGACAGAUGAGUUGUAGAAAUAGUAUUUUCUAACAGAUAUGCCUUAUUCAAUUCAUUGUUCAUUGUUUAAACUUUUUUUUUAAACCAUGUAUCUUGAAACAGCUCAUUAAAAUCAGGUUUAAUAAACACAGAUCUACAGAAUACAAAAACUA
Messenger RNA from Hemibagrus wyckioides, 716 nucleotides. Its product is annotated as thioredoxin-like. Gene Ontology annotation, molecular function: protein-disulfide reductase activity. The record is from RefSeq and is a predicted model, not a curated record. The transcript has 5 exons. NCBI's taxonomy places the organism in Eukaryota, Metazoa, Chordata, Actinopteri, Siluriformes, Bagridae. The coding region runs from base 135 to 458 and encodes 107 amino acids.